Racocetra persica is the source of this 1177-nucleotide messenger RNA. The record is from the annotation of a GenBank genome assembly. NCBI's taxonomy places the organism in Eukaryota, Fungi, Glomeromycota, Glomeromycetes, Diversisporales, Gigasporaceae.
AUGAACGUUCAAGAAUUGAUAAGUUCUAAUAAUAGCGAUACUGACAAUGAACCUGAAUCCACAAGACCGGUAAAAAAGAGCAGACCAUGUCAUCCAGUUUGGAGUUAUUUUUCAUGGAAUGCAAAUAAUACGAAUAUUAUUUGCAAUAUAUGUCAACAACUCUAUAGCCCUGGUACAGGUGUUAGCACAAUUAAAGAACACUUUACCAAAAAUCACAAAACCGAAUGGGAACAAAUUGAACAACAAUUGAUACUUCCUCAUAAAUCAACUGAGGUAUAUAGUAUAAAAAAAGAUCCAAAGAAAAUUGCGCUUAUUAAUGCUAUACUUAUAAGAUGGAUUAUAUGUGAUCAACAGCCAUUUUCCAUCGUCGAAAAUGAUGAAUUCAAUCUUCUAAUUAAAAUGCUUAACCCCUGGUACAAGUUACCAAGUCGACAAACUAUCUCACUUAAAAUACAAGAGUUUUAUGAAAAACAACAUAACGCUUCAAAUAUGGAUGUGUUUGGACGUGAAUUGGCACGUUUGCUUUUAGAUAAUCAUGGAAAUAAAUUAUUUCGUCGUGUUAGGUGUGCAGCACAUGUUUUAAACUUAAUAGUAAAAGAUGGUCUUGAUGUAGCUGGAUCUUCAAUUAAAAAACUUAAAACUACUUUUAAUGAAGCUGUAAUUCUUGAUCCAAAUAACAAGCUAAUGCCAUUUAAUAAUGAAGAGGAAAGGUAUGAAGCACGAUAUGCUAUUUAUACAACUUAUGAAACAAAUUAUGCAAUCAGAAGCAGUGGUAUUUCAAUAACAGAACCGUCUGAAUCAGAAACUUCUCGUGGUUAUUUUCGAAAGAAAUAUGGUGUAUCUAUAAAUCAUGAUGAUAUUCUUAAAGAAUAUCUUGAUUUACCUGUUGAAGAAAUUAAUAUUCUUGAUUACUGGAAAGCUAAAUCUAAAAAUUCUCAAUGGAUUCAACUUGCUUGUAUGGCACGUAAUUACUUAGUAGUUCAAACAACAAGUGUAGCAAGCGAACAAAUGUUCAGUAUAGCCAAAUUUAUUAUUAGUCCAACUAGAAAUCGUAUUGAGCCAGAAAAGGCCUGUGCUUCUCUCUGUCUUAAAACUUGUUCAGAACUGAAACAGUCUAUUUUAACUGGUUUAACAUCCCUAAGGUGGACUGUAAAGAUGGAGGGAUACAGCACGUUCU